Messenger RNA from Aureobasidium pullulans EXF-150, 650 nucleotides. RefSeq lists its product as uncharacterized. The record is from RefSeq and is a predicted model, not a curated record. Lineage: Eukaryota; Fungi; Ascomycota; Dothideomycetes; Dothideales; Saccotheciaceae. The transcript has a single exon. The coding region runs from base 78 to 320 and encodes 80 amino acids.
GUUCUCUCAUUCUCACGGCUUCUCUCACCGCAACACGUGGAAUACUGCAUCCUCGAAUAGAUGAAGUGCACGGGUAAAUGCUCGAAAGUCGUGCUGAGGUGCCGGAAAGCUCUGUUCGUUUGACGAAACCUCCGCUCGAGCUUAGACCAAAGGUUGCUUUAGGGCAGUGCACUACUGGACGGAGCAAUCAAUCAGUGUUCUCGCCUUCUGCCGGAGUGUGCGGCCCAUCAACCACAGACACAAUCGUCUCGCAAUCCUAUGGCGUCCUUUUUCUCUUACCAUGGCUCGGGUAUCGAGUGCGUGCGUUGAUCCCGCUAUGACUUUCUUUCUGCCAGAGCUUGGUCCUUGCUACGGCCUUAUGGACCGCCGCAGACGGCAUGACCGACACCUAUCGAAGAAACUGGCUGAGAUCCUUGAUGGUUUCGAAGAGUGUUUAAGCGAGGACCACGGUAUCUUUGCAGCCAGACGCGAUCUAGGAUCAUCUAGGUUGGAGUCGGACUGACUCGAAUGGGUCAUUUUUCGGGUUGAUCGAUAGCUUGACUAUGGAUGGUGGCUGCCCAUGGCUACAAGAACGUGGACAAGCCUCCAUCUUCAAUUUAUCUGCGAACCUUGCCAAGUGUGAAUUCAGGGCCGCCUAUUCAUCUCGGACG